AUGGCCAGACAACAGGGGAGGGUGCCGCCUUACACCAUUGUCUACUUCCUCUCCAGGGGGCACUGUGAGGCCAUGCGCAUGCUGCUGGCUGACCAGGGCCAGAGCUGGAAGGAGGAGGUGGUGACCUUGGAGACCUGGGGCCGAGGUCCGCUGAAGGCCUCCUGUUUAUUUGAGCAGCUCCCCAAGUUCCAGGACAGAGACCUUGCCCUAUACCAGUCCAAUGCCAUCCUGUGCUACCUGGACCGCUCCUUUGGGCUCUAUAGCAAAGACCAGCAGGAGGCUGCCCUUGUGGACAUGGUGAAUGAUGGGGUGGAGGACCUCAUCAGGUGCUGUAGCCACCUCCUCCAUAACUAUGAGAAGGGCAAAGCCCAGUGUGCACAGGAGCUUCCAGGGGAUCUGAAACCUUUUGAAUUUUUGCUGGCCCAGAACAAGGGAGGACAGGGCUUUAUCGUGGGGGAACAGAUCUCCUUCGCUAACUACAACCUGCUGGACUUGCUGCUGAACCACCAGGUCCUGGCUCCUGGCUGCCUGGAUGCUUUCCCCCUGCUCUUGGCCUACAUGAUGUGCCUUAGUGCUUGGCCCAAGCUCAAGGCAUUCCUGGCCUCCUCAUACCAUGUGAACUGGCCCAUCUUUUCUCUUAUCAAGAUAUGA
Messenger RNA from Heterocephalus glaber (naked mole-rat), 651 nucleotides. Lineage: Eukaryota; Metazoa; Chordata; Mammalia; Rodentia; Bathyergidae. The record is from RefSeq and is a predicted model, not a curated record.